Anguilla anguilla (European eel) is the source of this 5465-nucleotide messenger RNA. RefSeq names its product purinergic receptor P2X, ligand-gated ion channel, 3a (gene p2rx3a). NCBI's taxonomy places the organism in Eukaryota, Metazoa, Chordata, Actinopteri, Anguilliformes, Anguillidae. Gene Ontology annotation, biological process: monoatomic cation transmembrane transport; response to ATP. The transcript is spliced from 12 exons. Gene Ontology annotation, molecular function: purinergic nucleotide receptor activity; extracellularly ATP-gated monoatomic cation channel activity; ATP binding. The record is from RefSeq and is a predicted model, not a curated record. Gene Ontology annotation, cellular component: nuclear inner membrane; plasma membrane. The coding region runs from base 3818 to 4828 and encodes 336 amino acids.
UUUGUAUGGGGAUGGGAUGACAUUAAAACAAUUUUCAACCGUCCACCACAUUUUGGAAAUGUUCCAGCUCACAUCACAUCCGGUGCAUGAAACUCAAACCCUGCUGAAACUACCAACGAACGCUUACGUUACAGUGUGAAAUAUCCUCAUUAUAAAAAAACCACUAACCUAUUUAAAGUCACUCAAUUUAAAAAAUAAUGUAUAUAACUGAAAUAGGUUGAGCAGAAACACAUAUCAACGCAGAAAUCUUAUCUGUGCUCAGUAGUGUAGGUACACUCAAUCAGUCUUUGGUGUCCAUAUAACAAUAAUGACUCUCUUUAAGCUCAUCUGGCACGCAUCUGAUGACAUCAUCUGUGCACGCAGCAUUCUAGAUCCCUGUCACACACCAACGGUGUGAAGAUUUUCCCCCCACCAGGUAUAAAUGUGAGGGAUAGCUAUCGCUAGCUCUUUUCCUGCAUGGUCUCUUCCUGCCCCUUUCACCCACUGUCCUUUGAGUUUUCACAUACUGUGGAACUCCUAUGGGCCUAACUCGAGUUCUCACAACUCUGUAGAACUAAUUCAAAGGCUUGUAGAAUGCCUAAGAUUGCUGCUGUACAAAUAAAGUUGCUGUACGCAGUAACCAGGCUCUGCAGACUUAGCUUGCCUGCUGCGACUAAAGGCUGUUUUAUACUUCUGCAUAGUCUGCAUAGUUUGCGCAGUUUGCGUUGUGUGCGGCGCUCACGAACGGACAGAUCAUUUAUACUUGUGCGGCAUGUUGUACAUGGUGUGCAGGCCACGUAAUUAGAUUUUAUUACUGACCGUUAUAGUUCUAAAUAAAAUACCUUCAUUCAUAUUUCCAAACCUUCUAAAUACUGCACCAAUGACUACAAAAAUGCUCAGCUGGAUUUAACUUGUUGCAACGAAGACAUUCACCUGACAAAAGCACGUUGCCUAAAGGUUUUGUGAAUCAACUGUUAUAAUGCCAGUGACCUCACGUCGGCAGUCAACCAAUCAUAUUCUUUACGGCAUAUGCGGGCACUGGUUGCUAACUGCGCGCUUUUAAAUUCUUGAGGAGGUACUCGGCCUCAACGCGUGGUCUGCAACCGUUGCACAUGCCGCACAUUCCGCACAUCCCCUACGCAGACCUAUUUUUACGUGUACUACGCAGAAGUAUAAAACAGCCUUAAGCCUAGCCCAUCCGGCAUGGAAACCAGUGCACACCUAGUGCUGCGCCAGCUAACCACCACAAAGAACCUUUCCGACGAUUGACUGGGGGGAUGAACAGUAUCGCCACUGCUAAAGAACAAGGACUCGGCUUGCGCGCCACACACCUGGAAACCUCCACAAUUUCACAACGCCAAGACUGUUCUCUCCAGGACCCCACAGCGACCACCGGAGGCCACUACCUGUGUGAAUGAACAGACAGUAAGACUGAGCAAACUUUCCAGGCAAACAGAAGUUUAGCUUAGUCUGUAUUGAGUUUAAUGUGAUAUUGUGUGUUUCCAUUCUGUCUUUUAAAAUAAUUUGCGCUGGCAAUGUAAUAGAACACAACCACACACGUGGUCUUCCUCUCUACCUCUUUCUCCCCGACCAACUUUCCAACCCUAACGACACCACACUCACAAUAUAGUCGAUAGUGAAGAAUAACUAGCUUUGUUGCGUGUAUCGCUUAAGGCCUGAAGCUACACUUCGCUCUCCGGCACUACCGAGAGCAAUACUCCUUUGUAGCUGAGCUAAGUUAUUAGUCAUGCCAGUAACACUAUACAUAUUGACACUACACAUACGCGCCUAACCCGCCAUUUGUAUGUGGCUAUUAUUGUAGCAGAAUUAUUUGCAAAUGCGUAAUCAGAUUUGUACACAGAUCUGUAAAUGCGUACAUAAAUCUGUAAAUGCGUAGGCUACUCAGAUCUGUAAAUGUGUACAUAGAUCUGUAAAUGUCUGUAUCAUCAGUUACAACGCAGGCAGGCCUCUCAAUUGGCUGUCUUUUUACACAUGAUUUUUGCUACAUUUCUGCCGUGGUAGAGAUCUGCAAAUGCGUGUCGCGAUUUGCAAAUGUGUGUGCUGUGUGGAGAUUUCUAGGUUAACUACGACUCCCAUGGUGCACUUCAAUAUGAAACAUCCAAUCGCCGAGUUUAAUUAAAAUUCUGCGUAUUUACAAAUCUGAUUACGUAUUUGCAAAUAAUUCUGCUACAAUAAUAGCCUCAUACGUUUGUCCUUCCCCCUUUCGUCCACAAAGGGAAACUUUCACUCACGUACCCGAACACACACACGCACCCCUACCUUCCUGUAUCUAGCAUAGCCUAGUUUUCCCCAUUUAGAUUAGUUUGUGUAUGCUCUGCUUGUACUUUUGUUUAAUAAAUAAUUUUAUUAAGCUUCUGUCUGUUUUGAUGUUGCUAGAACAUGAGAAUCUGCAUCAAAAUAGCCUAUCCAGAAGUAUAUCCUUCAGGUAAUCAUAAAUCUUUGAUAUAAUUAUUUGAUCAUUAAUAUUUGUAAUAUUGAUUAUUAAGUUCCAAAUUUAUGGUUGGAUAGUCUAGAUAACCGUAAUUUUAUGAGACUGAUUUUUAAUUGUUAUAUCGCUUUGCAUGGGAAUACAGAAGUAUAAUCCCGACGUAAGUGGUGCCCCAUGUAAGGCUAUAUUGUCAUUUCCCCAACAGUAGAUAGAAACAGAGCGAGAGAAUCAAUGCUGUCGUUCUCUUCUGACUUGGUCCAGAAAAUAGUAUCAGCUGAGUCUAUCAUAUGCCCUAGCCAUGCUCAGAAGUUCUCAAGAAUAAUAAUAUUUUCCAAGAAAUGACGAAAAUCAUUAAUAACGUUUCGCUGGAUGCAGUGUCUUUUACUGCUCCCACAGAGUGAAUGCGUAAGGGGGCGAUGAUGAUUCACAACUUUCAGAUACACAGUGCUAUAAAAUGCUAUUCCGAAAAUAAAAUGAGUUAUAUUAUACAUCGCCAGAAAGCUUAUUCGGUCACCUACUGGAUAGAUUAAUUCUCAAUCAAGCCAGGUUGUACUAAAAAUACCGUAAACAACGUGUGGUAUUACACACAGCUAUUUUGGAAGGUACCCAGGUGUCACAAAUUAAUGUAUAUUUCACAAACGGAUUGUUGAAGACAAUAAAUGACCACAGGACCUUGAAUGGAGCAUGUGUAAAACCAAAUCUGUACUGCUCCUGGCUGUGAGUGCUCCUACCAUGGCUUCUCUGCGCCCCGGUUCACGCAAGUACUCUUGUUGACUGCACUAAUAUUUUCCAUGUUGUGAGUCACUUUGGAUGAGAGUGUCUGCCAAGUGACAGUGUCAUAUGUCUCGUCAUGUAAUAUGUAAUGUCAUGUAAUGCAGUGGAAAUGAUGAACUCCUGUUGCUCUGUCCAGCCCCUUCCCCCAAUCCCUUGCAGCCCCAGAGAUAUGUGUACAGGAAGAAGGGGGAAGUCAUCCUGAUAAGAAGAUACAGAGAUAGAAAACUCUAGGGAAAAGGAGGGGGAAAUUGAGAUGAUUCAUGAGAGAUAGAGAGAUGUAGAGAUUGGUAGAGUGGGAAUUGUGGUGAGAAGGAGAGAGCUAGGAAGUGAGGGGAGGGACUAGUAAUAGAGGUAAUGUGUGUGUGAGAGAGAGAGAGAUAGAGAGAGAGGGAAGGAGGGAGAGAAUGUGCGUCAACAGACAGGUGAAAAGACAAAACGGCUGUGGAGCACCAACCGUUUCCAAAGUUUUCCUUUAACCGUCUACAGAGGAGUAGGGAGCUACAGACAAAAAAACACCCAGACCAAAAAUUUCACAUUCACUGGCACACACUCGCACAUGCACCAAGAGAGACAGGCAACACGCACACAGUCACUUAGUACAGAGUUCUUGUAAAGAUGAUUGGUUGUGUUCGAGAUUUCUUCACUUACGAAACCACCAAGUCUGUGGUAGUGAAGAGCUCAACCAUUGGCAUCUUCAACCGCGUCGUUCAGCUGCUUAUCAUAGCCUACUUUGUGGGGUGGGUCUUUCUGCAUGAGAAGGCCUAUCAGGUGCGAGACACGUCCAUCGAGUCCACGGUCAUCACCAAGGUGAAGGGCUUGGGUCUGUAUAACAACAGAGUCAUGGAUGUAGCGGAUUAUGUCACCCCUGCUCAGGGUGCCUCUAUGUUCUGCAUAAUCACCAAACUCAUCAGCACAGAAGACCAGAUUCAGAGCAACUGUGCAGAGAGUGAGGUUAAGAAAGCCAAAUGUACCAACAACAGCAACUGCACGGAAGGUGCAUCCGCACCUAACGGUAUAAUGACUGGCAGAUGUGUGGACUUUGACAACUCCUCAAAGACCUGUGAGAUUCGAGGCUGGUGUCCUGCUGAGAUUGACAGCUUAAAGAUUGAGCCCAUGAUGGAGGUGGAGAACUUCACCAUCUUUAUUAAGAACAGCAUUCGCUUCCCCCUCUUCAACUUUACCAAGGGGACCCUGCUGCCCAGCAUCACAGUAGAUGAAAUAAAGAACUGCAACUUUAACAUGAGCAACAUCUACUGCCCCAUCUUCAGGGUGGGGGACAUCCUCAGCUUCGCCCAUCAGGAUUUCUACAGCAUCGCCAACGAGGGGGGUGUGAUCGGUGUAAAGAUUAACUGGGUCUGUGAUUUGGACAGAUCAGCAGAGGAAUGUAAGCCUGCUUUUUCCUUCACCCGCCUGGAUGCUGUCUCCCAGAGCAACACAGUGUCAAAAGGGUACAACUUCAGGUUUGCCAAGUACUAUAAAUCACAGAACGGGACAGAAUACCGCACACUCAUCAAGGCAUUCGGCAUCAGAUUUGAUAUAAUAGUCUCUGGCACAGCACGGAAGUUCAGUGUGAUACCAACUCUCAUCAAUGUUGUGGCUGCCUUCACCACCAUUGGAGUGAGGUAAUGAACGCAAAUCUGACCAAGAUAACAGGUGGAGGUAUGAAGACUGACAGACUUCAUUGUAUAUACUGCAGGUAAUAGGUUGUAGGUAAAAACAUUGUUGGCACCAUUAUAUUUGUUUUGAGAUCAUGUCAUGUCAGUGUGAUUAUUCCUUUUUCCUACAAACUUUAGUUUAAAUUCAUAAAAAGAUGGACAGGCUACUAGCCACAGUCUGCACUCAGGAUUUUAUCCCAGACUGAUGGACCCAUCCAUACCCAAAACAAGAACAGUGCCUGAACAGGAUGAGCCACUCAGCAGCCCCUGUCUCUUAUUUUCCUUUUUAAAUUAUGUGUAAAAUGGUUGGUCUGGUAACAGAGGGGAAAGACACCCAAGACAGCUGACAAAAUAGAGAAAAAAUCUAUUUGAACUCAACACACUUUACAAAAGGAAAUAAGGAAAUGUGUAGGUCAGGAGCUUUAGUCUGAGGGAGACCGCUGUACAGGGGUUCUGACUUUCAUGCUUUUUAUCUCUCUUUCAGGGUACGGUCCUUUGUGACAUCAUCCUUCUCAACUUCCUGAAGGGCGGUGACAAAUACAAGGCUAUUAAAUUCGAAGAGGUGCAUGCCAAGCCUGGCUGGCCUAAUUGUCUUUUUUCACAUUUUA